UAGUUCGAAAACGAAUGCGGCACGGUCAAGACAAAGGAAUCGAUUUCCAAUAAAUCGAAUAGCGAAAGUAAAUGUAGCGGAAAAAUAUUCAAAAUAAAUUGUAAAAUACAGAAAAGUUAUUUUCCCUAUAAUUCAUUUUAUUUUGUGUGUUGUGGAAAAGUGUGUUGAAACAAGGAAAGGAGAGAAAACUGAGUGAAAAGAGCGGCAAACAAAUGGCAAAAAGGGCAUUCCGUAAAUACUUAGGCGGUCCUUAUCAAUUCACCUGAUAAGCUUUGAUAACAGAUAAAGCGAAAAGUUUCGCUCUCUUUUGCGCUCUUCAUAUAGUUUUCUCAUUCGCGAACAGCUGUUGGAGCCAACAACAACAACGACAAUUAAGAACAAAGCUCAAGACCGCAGCAAAAACUACGUUAAACGCUUGAAAAAAGGACAAAAACAAAAACAAUUAAACAAAACAUUUGAAAGUUGAAAUAAAUUUCAAAUCACAUAGAAGUCAAUCCAACAAACCGAAAUGGGAAAAGAUCGACUACCUGAGCUUUUACAGCGCUCGCUGACCACGAACUCAAACUCGAAUUCGUCGUCCAACGGGUCACUGCUUUUGAACGUGUACAGUGGAACCACGGAGUUCAUCAUCAACAACACCGGCGGCAGCAACAAUAGCUACAGUGUCAUCAGCCAAACCAACAACAACAAUAAUAAUAACAUUAGUAGCGAAGCCAAGGAUCGGAUCAGUUCGAAAAUGGCACAAUAUGGAUCGAAUGUGGACGAUAUUCUCAAUCCGUACACGGAGAUACGACAACAACUCGCACAGAUAGCCGCCAAUUUGGAGGCGAUGAACCGCAUGUCCCAAACCAUCAAUCUGCGCACUUUCAACGAGAACGAAAUGGAUGACCUUCACAACAAGAACCUGAGGCUGGGCAAUACGCUGAUGACGAGAUUCAAGGACUUCAAGACAAAUCUGCCGGCGGAAAACGAUUACAGUUUGGAGGCGAGGAUGAAAAGGACACUCUUCUACGGCCUCCACCAGACUUUCAUAAAUCUCUGGCAUAAAAACGAACUAUUCCUACAGAACUACGAGACCAAAGUCAAAAAAAAUCUGAGACUGCAUACAAAAAUCAUUAAUUCAGAAGCCAGCGAACAAGAAAUCGAGUUACUCAUCGAAAACAAGACAACCAAACUCUUUGUGGAUAAUUUCCUGCAGGAGACGGAAAAGGAGCGACAGACGCUGCGCGAAAUGAUGGAUAGGUUCAACGAGCUGCGCCGCCUGGAGAAGUCCAUCGAGGAGGUCCACGCCCUGUUCAUGCGCAUCCAGACGCUGGUGAUGGAGCAGAGCGAGGUGAUCCAGCGGGUGGAGUUCCACGCCCAACAGGCCACCCUCCACGUGGACAAGGGGGCGGACGAACUGGACCAGGCCGAACAGCACCAAAAAAAAGCGCGCAAGAAAAAAAUAAUGCUCAUCUCGAUACUUGUGACCGUUUUGUUAGUAUUACUCUUUGUUGGUAUUUAUUUGUGAUCCAUAUAAGACAAUUUUAAUUUUUUUGCUAAUUUUUAAGUCUUUAAUCUAAGAAAAUAAACUGUAAAACAACACGAAAUGGGAUUACG
This is a messenger RNA of Drosophila gunungcola (fruit fly), 1599 nucleotides long. Its product is annotated as syntaxin-4. Gene Ontology annotation, biological process: vesicle-mediated transport; intracellular protein transport; vesicle fusion. Bases 509 to 1510 code for a protein of 333 amino acids. NCBI's taxonomy places the organism in Eukaryota, Metazoa, Arthropoda, Insecta, Diptera, Drosophilidae. Gene Ontology annotation, cellular component: endomembrane system; membrane; synaptic vesicle. Gene Ontology annotation, molecular function: SNAP receptor activity; SNARE binding. The transcript has 8 exons. The record is from RefSeq and is a predicted model, not a curated record.